UUUGUAUUGAGACACACCCCUUUCUCGUGGAUGAUUAACAACACUAGCCAGAGGCGGUUUCAUAAAGCUCCACACCUUUCCUGACUCACCUGAGACAAACCAGAAACAGAGACACAGACUACAACAUAAGAGGAUGAGAUUCACUCUGAGCCAAACAGUUUCCCUCGGUGAGAUCAGCUACAGGAGAAAAACAGUGGAGAACUACAACACUACAGCCUCAGCCCACAGGCUCCUCAAACACUGAAGCUUUACUCAGAGACUGAAUGGCUUCCAGAUUUGCGGAAGAGCUCAGCUGUCCGGUCUGUCAUGACAUCUUCAGAGAACCUGUCCUUCUGUCGUGCACCCACAGCUUCUGUAAAGGCUGUCUGCAGACCUGGUGGAGACGGAAACAAACACUUGAAUGUCCAGUUUGUAUGACAGUUUCUUCAAAGGCAUUUCCACCUAUAAAUCGAGUCCUUAAGAAUCUGUGUGAGGCCUACUUGUUGGAGAGAGAUCAGACUCCUUCAGGAGAUAUCUGCAGUCUGCACUCUGAGAGACUCAAACUCUUCUGUCUGGACCAUCAACAGCCGGUGUGUGUCAUCUGCAGAGAUUCAGAACAACAUACUGACCACACAUUCAGACCCAUCAAUGAAGCGGCAGAACAACACAAGAAGAAACUUCAAGAAACUCUGGAGCUAUUGAAGGAAAAGUUAAAAUUUUUUAAACAAGCUAAAGUGAGGUUUGAUCAAACUGCAGAACACAUUCAGGACCAGGCUAGAUGCACGGAGAAGCAGAUUAAGAGGCAGUUUAAGAUGCUCCGCAAGUUUCUGAAAAAAGAAGAGGAGGCCAGACUGUCUGCUCUGAGGGAGGAAGAGGAGCAGAAGAGUCAGAGGAUGAAGGAGAGGAUGGAGGCUCUGAGCAGAGAGAUAGCAGCUCUUUCAGACUCAGUCAGAGCCACAGAGGACGAGCUGAGAGCUGGAGAUGUCUCAUUCCUGAAAAACUACAAGGCUGCAGUGGAAAGAGCCCAGCAGCGCCCCCUGCUGGAGGACCCACAGCUGCACUCAGGAGCUCUGAUAGAUGUGGCCAAACACCUGGGCAACCUGAGCUUCAACAUCUGGAACAAGAUCAAGGACGUGGUCUCCUACAGUCCUGUGAUUCUGGAUCCAAACACUGCUCAUCCAAACCUCAUUGUGUCUGUAAAGCUGAACAGUGUGAGUAUAGGUGAGAUUCAGAUGCUCCCUCUUAAUCCAGAGAGGUUUGAUUGUCUUGUCUCUGUCCUGGGCUCUGAGAGUUUUGACUCAGGGACUCACAGCUGGAAUGUCCAUGUGGGAGACAGUACAGGAUGGACUCUGGGUGUGAUUGCAGAAUCUUUCAAAAUGAAGGGAAAUAAUCAAACCAGACACUGGAGAUUAGGGUUUGGCGCAGGUCACUACUCAAUAAGAUCAUCACCGAAUCCACCCACCGUUAUUGCAGUGCAAAAGAAGCUCCAAAGGAUCAGAGUUAACCUGGACUGUGACAGAAGAACUCUGUCUUUCUCUGAUCCUGAUGAUGACACACACAUAUACGCCUUUACAAACAUUUUCACUAUGAAACUGUUUCCAUUCAUUAACACUGUGGAUGGACUAAAGUUAUUACCUUCAAAGGUCAGUGUGAAUGUGCAACCAAGCAGUUAGAGAUGAAGAUGUAAAAUCUGUCAUGUGGUUCUCUUUAAACCUCCUGAGGUUUUUUGUCUUUUUACCAUUACUAUUGUUUUACUGAUACUGCCUCAUUGGAACACAUGGACUUUAAGUAAAGAUGGACAAUAAACUGCCACUUAUUGGUCAUUGCAGUCCUUUGCUUUAAGAGAUAU
This is a messenger RNA of Notolabrus celidotus (New Zealand spotty), 1828 nucleotides long. Its product is annotated as nuclear factor 7, brain-like. Lineage: Eukaryota; Metazoa; Chordata; Actinopteri; Labriformes; Labridae. The transcript is spliced from 2 exons. The record is from RefSeq and is a predicted model, not a curated record. Bases 264 to 1652 code for a protein of 462 amino acids. Gene Ontology annotation, molecular function: protein binding; zinc ion binding.